Suncus etruscus (white-toothed pygmy shrew) is the source of this 1443-nucleotide messenger RNA. Its product is annotated as complement C5-like. NCBI's taxonomy places the organism in Eukaryota, Metazoa, Chordata, Mammalia, Eulipotyphla, Soricidae. The record is from RefSeq and is a predicted model, not a curated record. The transcript is spliced from 10 exons. The coding region runs from base 1 to 1380 and encodes 459 amino acids.
AUGGCAGAAUCUGGUGAAGCCAUUUACAGAGGGCCAAAAGGAACUGAUGUAAAAGAAGUUUGUUAUGGCUUAUGGAAAAUUAAAGCUAAAUAUAAAGAGGACUUCACAACAACUGGAACUGCAUAUUUUGAGCUUAAGAAAGAUGAGCCAGUGGAAAGGCCCGCUCAUAUCUCAUUAGAACCAGAAAAACCCUUCAUCAGCCAUAAGAACAUUGAGGACUUCAAGAUUACUAUAAAAGCUAGUUCUAUUGAUGGUCAAAAUGUACGUGAGGCUGAAGUUUUUGCCCUCUUUCGGAUAAUAGAAGAUUUAAAUGAUACUAGAAAGGACAUGAUGUUUGCAGGCAUUGAAAAAACAAAGUUGGUGAAUGGAGUUGCAGAAAUCAAUUUUAAUACUUCAAAGGCAGUUAACCUGUUAAAUAAAACUAUAGAAGUUGUAAAUUACAAGUACUUGAACAUAUUUGUGGAUAUACAAGAAAUUGUUGCAGGUGACUACACCAUUGAUAAAAACAAAGGAAUUAAUGUCAAAUACUUCCUCUUUCCCUACACAUUGGAUCUGGUUGCUACCCCUCUUUUCUUGAAGCCUGGACUUCCAUUUUCCAUCAAGGUACUGGUGAAGGAUGCCACUGGCAAUGUUGUAACUGGGAUGGCGAUAACCUUGAGUGCAAAAACGGUGGAUCAAACUCAGGAGAAGACAGAUCUGGGCCUAAGGAAAAGCACAACAAAUUCUGAUGGCAUAGCCUCUUUUGCGAUUGACAUUCCCUCUGAUGUAACAACUCUGGAGUUUCAGGUGAGAACGGAUGAUCCAGAACUUCCAGAGGAAUAUCAGACCAGCAAUCACUAUCAAGCAGUGGCUUAUUCAUCCCACAGCCAAAGUUUCCUUUCCCUCAGCUGGCCAGACAGUUACAAGAGUUUGCUGGUGGGAGAGCAGCUGAGCGUAACUGUCACUCCUAAAAGUCCUCAUGCUGACAGGAUUACACACUACAAUUACCUGAUUUCAUCUAGGGGGAAAAUUGUAAACUUUGGUACACAGAAGAAACUCCCAGGUUCAUCUUUCCAAAUUUUGAACCUUACCCUGACUCAGCACAUGGUGCCUACAGCCUGUCUUUUGGUCUAUUACUUUGUCAUAGAAGAUCAGAUGACAGAAUUAGUGUCUGACUCAGUCUGUCUAAAAGUUGAAGAAAACUGUGAUAGCCAGUUUCAGAUUUGUGUAUCUUCAAACAGAAAUACACCUUCUCUCGGAAAAGGUAUCUCUUUAACUAUGGAAACUCAAUCAGAAGCGUGGGUAGUAUUAUCAGCAGUGAACAUUUCUACAUAUCUCCCUGAAGGAAGAUGCAAAAACCCCACAAAAGGAGUUAAGUACAUGCUGACCUACUUGGUAUAACACAGGGCCAAGGGACCUCCAUGUUUCUCUCAGGAGUCUAUGGUUUACUCCUAGGAGAAUAAA